AUGGGCAUCGUGAGCAGCCGGCCGGACGAUGGCGCUGCCAUCUAUUUGAGAGACCAGAGUCGACUGUCCAUCUCGUCUCUGGUGAUCAGUUGCCCUCGUAAACGCACAUCCGUCACCCUCGUCCCCAACUCGUUCCCCGCGACGCGAAUCACAGCAACACGGGCCUUGGGCGACACCAGCCCGGUUGAGUUUGUUCAAGACACCGAGCCUUCGUCUAUCCCAAACUUCCUCCUGAAACUCAACAAUGAUGACGAGCUUGUCUUCAACUUUACCUUCAUCGUUCGCCAGGAAGAAACUGGGCCAAAUACCGAUACACACAUCAAUGGACUGACCUAUGUCUAUGCCUCGACAAACAGAGAGGUUGAGAACCUCGUCACUCGAGAGUUCCAUGCAGAUCCAAACCUCCACAAGAACGCAAACGUCGAGUUGGUUGGUGAUUACACUACUGGCGGCAGCUCUUCAGUGAGCUUUGAAUGGUCAUGGAAGUGGAAACCCCCAAAGACAAUAGAGGACAGGGGUGGUGGGUGGAAGAAUGUCUGCAGUUUCGUCGAGUACGACCAAAGAGCACAUCGAUUAGACACGCUAGCCACCUUCUCCUUUUGGGUUGCCAAUACCUCUUCUUUCCCCAGUCACCCUAACUCUCCCUCUCCAGUCUUUCAACUAGCUGUCCCCCCGAAGAUUCGUGUGGCAUCGGCCCAGUCCGUGGACUCGCGCAUUAGUGAACAAGACGAGCCAGGCUCUCCACUGAACCUCCAACAUGACUUACAGUCUACUUUACCUCGCCUUGUGGAGAACUCAAGGGAUCCCGUUAAGCUUGAUGUAUCUUGUCCUCGCCCAGAUGAAGAUAUAUCCAUGAACGACGAUGGCCCGGUAUUUCGAGCUACCAUCAAGGCUCUGGAACAGAAAACCGGCAACAUGAGGACACAUAUGAAAAAGGUGCUGAAAAGGGCUGAACAGGCGCGCGCUGCUCAAAUCGAAGCCAACGAGACCUACAUGAGCUUCAUGGAAGCCCUACGAGAGGCAUCUGCUACCAACGCCAACGCAGUACAGCCUGCUAUCGAGCAUUAUUUCGACAAGAUAGCGAGAGAGAUCGUGGCCUAUGAGAGGCAGAAUACAGCUAAUCUGCAGAAGAUCAUUAUCGACCCUAUCAGCAAGUUGUAUACCUACGACAUCAAGCAGGCGGAGUCCAAGAAGCGCGAUUUCGAAGAGGAGAGCAAGGACUACUACGCCUAUGUAUCUCGGUAUCUUGGCCAACGACAAGACUCGGUGAAGCAUAAGAAGCUUGUCGAGAGUGACACCAAAUACCAGACAAAGAGGAAAAACUUCGAGCUCAAACGAUUCGACUAUUCCUCCUUCAUGCAAGAUCUGCACGGUGGUCGCAAGGAGCAGGAGGUCCUGUCUCACUUGACCAAGUACGCCGACACUCAGGCGCGAAGCUUUCUGUCAACCGCCAAGAAGAUCGAUGUUCUGCUACCUCAGCUAGAGGCCCUAACCAGUGAGGUUCAAGAGGCCAACAAAGAGUUCCAGUACCAAAGACGGGAACGAGAGGAGAAGAGACGCGUGUUGGAGAAGAGCAAUCUCCAGUAUAACGAGCCGGAGACGGUGUCUUCCACGGCGAGCGCUGCCAUAACCAGCAAUAGUAAUGGUGUACAAUACACGUCCGAUUCCGAACAACUCGGCCGAGCCGACAGCACUGGCUCUCAGCUGAAGGCGAUUCCCACGGGCAACUCUGCAUCGGUAGCUUUGAUAGGAGGGGAUCUCUCAAGAUCCCCAGGCAGCCUUGGGCAUGCUGCCCUUAGUAGCCCUGCGCAGAACUCCAAGUUCAAGGGCAUACGCGAUCUGGAAGAAAGAGACCUUGCGCAACUCGCUAUCGCCGAGAAAAAUUCGACCCACCGAAAAGAAGGACUUCUCUGGGCUUUGAACCGGCCUGGUACCCAUGUGGACCCCUUGAAUCUGAACAAACAGGGCUGGCAUAAGUUUUGGGUCGUCCUAGACCAGGGCAAGCUAUCCGAGUAUAGUAAUUGGAAGCAGAGGCUUGACCUGCAUAUGGAUCCUAUUGACCUUCGCAUGGCAUCUGUACGAGAGGCACGCAAUGCUGAGCGGAGAUUUUGCUUUGAGGUUAUCACGCCUCAUUACAAGAGGGUGUAUCAGGCAACUUCUGGCGAGGACAUGAACAGCUGGAUACUCUCCAUCAACAACGCCCUCCAAAGUGCAGUGGAGGGACAUGGAUUCAAAGAAAAGCCGACAACGUCCUCUGCCGAGUCCCACAGCCUCCGGCGGGACAUUGGGCACAUACUGACUGGCAAGAGCUCAUCCUUGAACCACGGCUCUUUUGGAGUUCAUGCUUUACCGAGUUCUGCUCUUCCAUCUCGCCGAACGACGGUCGGGGCGCGGCCUGGAAACACACGACCACCUAGCAAUAGCUACGACGAAAGCCCAGGCAAACUCCUCCAAACCCUGCGCGACAAUGACCAAGGCAACUGUUGGUGUGCGGAUUGCGGCGGAGGCUCCAAGGUGGAAUGGGUAUCCAUCAACUUGGCCAUUGUGCUCUGCAUCGAAUGCAGCGGUAUUCACCGCUCACUUGGGACUCAUAUCAGCAAAGUGCGUUCACUUACGCUUGACAUCACAUCAUUCACUCCCGAUAUUAUCGAGCUGUUGCUGCUUGUCGGAAAUAGAGUCUCCAACAUGAUAUGGGAAGCAAGACUCGACCCAGGAUUCAAGCCUAGUCCGCAAGCCACUCGGGAACAACGACUCAGAUUCAUCACGAUGAAAUACGUGGACAGAGCCUUUGUUGAGCCGAUCUCGGCAACCCUAUCGCGGUAUCCGACGCCUGACGAGACGCUGCUUGCCGCUAUAAAGCGUAACGAGAUUCAACAAGUCAUAUAUGCCCUGGCGCUUCAUGCCAAUCCCAACGUCCUCGAUAGAUCUCGAGGCGCUCACCCCGUCUUCCUAGCGCUCGCGGCAGCCGACCCGGCGUCACCUUCGCCCAGCGCAACCCCGGUUGCAGGCGGUCGGCCAGAUCCUGCAACGCGCGUGGUCCCGUUUCCCGUGGCCGAAAUGUUGGUACAGAAUGGAGCUGAGAUACCAGCAACCAUGCCUGCCUUCCCCCUAAGUCACAGUGCCCGAAUGUACAUCGACCAGAAGCGCGGCCGGCAUGCUGCCAUCGAAGCCUCUGGCACAUCGUUGCCAAACAAUCUCAGUCCCAGCCCGAGCGAGCGACUUCAGCGUGAUAAGGACGCGCGUUUACAGAAGCGUAUCAGUGCCGGCGGACGCUUGGCCAAGUCGCCGAUUCCCGAACGAUAG
Molecule: messenger RNA, 3303 nt
Organism: Anthostomella pinea
Lineage: Eukaryota; Fungi; Ascomycota; Sordariomycetes; Xylariales; Xylariaceae
Source: the annotation of a GenBank genome assembly